Molecule: messenger RNA, 430 nt
Organism: Ambispora leptoticha
Lineage: Eukaryota; Fungi; Glomeromycota; Glomeromycetes; Archaeosporales; Ambisporaceae
Source: the annotation of a GenBank genome assembly
AACUUCCAAUCUCUCUCACUGUCCUGAUGUUUUAAUGUUACGCAAAAGAACAAAAAAAUCGCAAGAAAUAAAUAUACCAAAUUUUGCGGACAUGAAAUUUUUUGAAGAAACUGUCGAAAUUGAAAUUGAUGAUAAAGCUGAUGAGGAAAUAGACCAAAUUGAAGAAAUUGGCAAUAAGGUUGAUAUUGAAGAAAUUGAUGAUAAUGCUGAAGGCAAAAUUCAAAAAACUAGGGUAGAUGAGGAAUUGGAAUAUGUUGAUUUAAACAUGCACUUUAUAGAUGCUAUACAUGAUGUACUAUUAAUUGAUGACAUUGAAGAAGACCCAAUAAAUGAUGAAAUUCUAGAAGAAACAUCCUCAGAAUUUGAAGGUUUUGAUGGAGAGUAUGGAACAUACUUUUCAAAUUUUAUGUCUGCAGCCUUGUAUAUUUGA